ACUCCGCCCCCAGCCGGACUCUCAGGCCCCUUGCUUCUCGCGAGCGGCCGUCCGAGCACCAGCCUCGCCGCCGCAGAGACGCUCGCCACGCCGGUGCCGGAGCCGGAGCGGGGAGCCAGGCUGCGUGCGACCAGCCGCAGAGCAGAGAGCGCCCGGGGCGGGGGCCGCAGACGGACAGGGGCUCUGGGCGGCCGGGGAGCAUGCCCGCGCGGCUACGCUGAAUGGCGCCUCCUCUGCGACCCCUCGCCCGGCUGCGACCGCCGGGGAUGCUGCUCCGCGCGCUCCUGCUCCUGCUGCUGCUCAGUCCUUUGCCAGGAGUGUGGUGCUUUAGCGAACUGUCUUUUGUAAAAGAACCACAGGAUGUAACUGUCACAAGAAAGGACCCAGUCGUUUUAGAUUGCCAGGCUCACGGAGAAGUUCCUAUUAAGGUCACAUGGUUGAAAAAUGGAGCAAAAAUGUCUGAAAAUAAACGGAUCGAGGUUCUUUCUAACGGCUCUUUAUACAUCAGUGAGGUGGAAGGCAGGCGAGGAGAGCAGUCCGAUGAAGGAUUUUAUCAGUGCUUGGCAAUGAACAAAUAUGGAGCCAUUCUUAGUCAAAAAGCUCAUCUUGCCUUAUCAACUAUUUCUGCAUUUGAAGUCCAGCCAAUUUCCACUGAGGUCCACGAAGGUGGAGUUGCUCGAUUUGCAUGCAAGAUUUCAUCCCACCCUCCUGCAGUCAUAACAUGGGAGUUCAAUCGGACAACUCUACCUAUGACUAUGGACAGGAUAACUGCCCUACCAACAGGAGUAUUGCAGAUCUAUGAUGUCAGCCAAAGGGAUUCUGGAAAUUAUCGUUGUAUUGCUGCCACUGUAGCCCACCGACGUAAAAGUAUGGAGGCCUCGCUAACUGUGAUUCCAGCUAAGGAGUCAAAAUCCUUCCACACACCAACAAUUAUAGCAGGUCCACAGAACAUAACAACAUCUCUUCAUCAGACUGUAGUUUUGGAAUGCAUGGCCACAGGAAAUCCCAAACCAAUCAUUUCUUGGAGCCGCCUUGAUCACAAAUCCAUUGAUGUCUUUAAUACUCGGGUACUUGGAAAUGGUAAUCUCAUGAUAUCUGAUGUCAGGCUACAACAUGCUGGAGUAUAUGUUUGUCGGGCCACUACCCCUGGCACACGCAACUUUACAGUUGCUAUGGCAACUUUAACUGUAUUAGCUCCUCCUUCAUUUGUUGAAUGGCCAGAAAGUUUAACAAGGCCUCGAGCUGGCACUGCUCGAUUUGUGUGUCAGGCAGAAGGAAUCCCCUCUCCCAAGAUGUCAUGGUUGAAAAAUGGAAGGAAGAUACAUUCGAAUGGUAGAAUUAAAAUGUACAACAGUAAAUUGGUAAUUAACCAGAUUAUUCCUGAAGAUGAUGCUAUUUAUCAGUGCAUGGCUGAGAAUAGCCAAGGAUCUAUUUUAUCUAGAGCCAGACUGACUGUAGUGAUGUCAGAAGACAGACCCAGUGCUCCCUAUAAUGUACAUGCUGAAACCAUGUCAAGCUCAGCCAUUCUUUUAGCCUGGGAGAGGCCACUUUAUAAUUCAGACAAAGUCAUUGCCUAUUCUGUACACUACAUGAAAGCAGAAGGUUUAAAUAAUGAAGAGUAUCAAGUAGUCAUCGGAAAUGACACAACUCAUUAUAUUAUUGAUGACUUAGAGCCUGCCAGCAAUUAUACUUUCUACAUUGUAGCAUAUAUGCCAAUGGGAGCCAGCCAGAUGUCUGACCAUGUGACACAGAAUACUCUAGAGGAUGUUCCCCUGAGACCUCCUGAAAUUAGUUUGACAAGUCGAAGUCCCACUGAUAUUCUCAUCUCCUGGCUGCCAAUCCCAGCCAAAUAUCGGCGGGGCCAAGUGGUGCUGUAUCGCUUGUCUUUCCGCCUAAGUACUGAGAAUUCAAUCCAAGUUCUGGAGCUCCCGGGGACCACGCAUGAGUACCUUUUGGAAGGCCUGAAACCUGACAGUGUCUACCUGGUUCGGAUUACUGCUGCCACCAGAGUGGGGCUGGGAGAGUCAUCAGUAUGGACUUCACAUAGGACGCCCAAAGCUACAAGCGUGAAAGCCCCUAAGUCUCCAGAGUUGCAUUUGGAGCCUCUGAACUGUACCACCAUUUCUGUGAGGUGGCAGCAAGAUGUAGAGGACACAGCUGCUAUUCAGGGCUACAAGCUGUACUACAAGGAAGAAGGGCAGCAGGAGAAUGGGCCCAUUUUCUUGGAUACCAAGGACCUACUCUAUACUCUCAGUGGCUUAGACCCCAGAAGAAAAUAUCAUGUGAGACUCCUGGCUUACAACAACAUAGACGAUGGCUAUCAGGCAGAUCAGACUGUCAGCACUCCAGGAUGCGUGUCUGUUCGUGAUCGCAUGGUCCCUCCUCCACCACCACCCCACCAUCUCUAUGCGAAGGCUAACACCUCAUCUUCCAUCUUCCUGCACUGGAGGAGGCCUGCAUUCACCGCUGCACAAAUCAUUAACUACACCAUCCGCUGUAAUCCUGUUGGCCUGCAGAAUGCUUCUUUGGUUCUGUACCUUCAAACAUCAGAAACUCACAUGUUGGUUCAAGGUCUAGAACCAAACACCAAAUACGAAUUUGCCGUUCGAUUACAUGUGGAUCAGCUUUCCAGUCCUUGGAGCCCUGUAGUCUACCAUUCUACUCUUCCAGAAGCACCAGCAGGCCCACCAGUUGGAGUAAAAGUGACAUUAAUAGAGGAUGACACUGCCCUGGUUUCUUGGAAACCCCCUGAUGGCCCAGAAACAGUUGUGACCCGCUAUACUAUCUUAUAUGCAUCUAGGAAGGCCUGGAUUGCAGGAGAGUGGCAGGUCUUACACCGUGAAGGGGCAAUAACCAUGGCUUUGCUAGAAAACUUGGUAGCAGGAAAUGUGUACAUUGUCAAGAUAUCUGCAUCCAAUGAGGUGGGAGAAGGACCCUUUUCAAAUUCUGUGGAGCUGGCAGUACUUCCAAAGGAAACCUCUGAAUCAAAUCAGAGGCCCAAGCGUUUAGAUUCUGCUGAUGCCAAAGUUUAUUCAGGAUAUUACCAUCUGGACCAAAAAUCAAUGACUGGCAUUGCUGUAGGUGUUGGCAUAGCCUUGACCUGCAUCCUCAUCUGUGUUCUCAUCUUGAUAUACCGAAGUAAAGCCAGGAAAUCAUCUGCUUCCAAGACGGCACAGAAUGGAACUCAACAGUUACCUCGUACCAGUGCCUCCUUAGCUAGUGGAAAUGAGGUAGGAAAGAACCUGGAAGGAGCUGUAGGAAAUGAAGAAUCUUUAAUGCCAAUGAUCAUGCCAAACAGCUUCAUUGAUGCAAAGGGAGGAACUGACCUGAUAAUUAAUAGCUAUGGUCCUAUAAUUAAAAACAACUCUAAGAAAAAGUGGUUUUUUUUCCAAGACUCAAAGAAGAUACAAGUUGAGCAGCCUCAAAGAAGAUUUACUCCAGCGGUCUGCUUUUACCAGCCAGGCACCACUGUAUUAAUCAGUGAUGAAGACUCCCCUAGCUCCCCAGGUCAGACAACCAGCUUCUCAAGACCCUUUGGUGUUGCAGCUGAUACAGAACAUUCAGCAAAUAGUGAAGGCAGCCAUGAGACUGGGGAUUCUGGGCGGUUUUCUCAUGAGUCCAACGAUGAGAUACAUCUGUCCUCAGUUAUAAGUACCACACCCCCCAACCUCUGAUUCUUUCACUGGCAGUGAUUCAGGUGGAGAUUCCGCAUUGAGGAAGUGUGAAGACCCUGCUGUGUCAUCUGUUAGUGAGCAGACUUCCUCCUUAGUUCUGCAGCCGCCAUCUGCCAUGCUAUGCUUUGAUAAAAAUGAUUUUCCAAUCUAGACGGCCAUGCUCAGGUAUUCUCACCAUUAAAUCUGUUCGAAGGACAAUGAACAGGGAACCAAAGCCUUUUGUGAAAAUCUUAAUAUCUUUAUGGGGUAUUUUAGCUUUUUUUGAAUGUGUUUUGUUUUUUAUUUUUAAACUUGUGUAAUUUGAAUGUUUCAUUGUCAGCAAUGUGAAAGAACGGUCGAGAUGUUUGACUGGAUUAUAAAAUAUAUCACUGGAGCAAAGGGAAGACUUUUGAAAGCCCCUUUGCUGACUAUCUACCUCAGUUUGCCUCCCGGCAAACUCUGAAGACAACUUUGUUACCUCAUUUGUUGUUAUAGUUUAUCUCAGCUACAUAACCAAUGAUACUUCCUAGUAGUAUUGUGUUUUCAUUGCUGUACGUGUAAUGUGUGUGAUCAAAGGAGUCAUAUAGGUAGAUGAGUAAGAAUGUUUAUCUGAAGCUCUGAUUUUUUUAAAAAAAGAAACUAUGACAUCUGCAUGGUUUGGAUAAGUUCAUACCUCUGGCUGUGAGGACCGUUAAACCACUGAGAAGAGGAAAAGUGGGGCUAUUUCUUCUAACGAUGACCAAAACAAGAAAGUAUAUUUCUUUUGAGAACAGAACUAUUCAAUACCAGGUAGGGAUCAUUUUGCUUAAAAGGCCUUUAUGUUUUGGGCAUUAGAGUCUGAGUGCUUUAUCUCCUAUAUCCCAAACCUCAAGCUGCCCAGAACUGUGCCUUUUCUACCUUCCCCUUUGCCUGACGGUUGGCCAAAGGCUGCACUGUCUAGUUUGCAAAGCAUCCUCAACUUUGCCAGUAUUAGUUGCAAAACCCCAUGCAGAAUAUGGAUUUUUAAAGAAAAUGGGUUAAGGUGGUUUUUUUUCUUUUUUUAAAUCCCAGUUUGGCUUAAAGGAGUGAAGACAUUUCAUGAACUAUUAAGAAUGAAGGUAAAUGCAACAGUAGACAGUAAAAUGAACUCGAAGUUAUUAUGGUAACAGUGCCUUUCAGUAUAAUGAAAUUCUUUGCCUUAUACCUUUUUAAUAUUCAUGAAAUUGUUUAGGAACAGGAGUACAAAAAGUUGCCUUAAGAGUUUCUUGGAUUUUAUCAGUAACUAUUUUGAUGUAUAGUAUCUUACCAAGGCAUUUUUUUUAAGUGCAGGUUUUGUUUAGGGAUAAAUAUUCAGAGUUCUACCACCCUACUUGUGUUUUCUUGAAUUCUUUAGAGAAUAUGGUAUCUACUUAAUCUUCCUUCAGUGUCAGUGCUGUGAAUGAGGAAUGCUAACUCCAGGAGUGAGUUAAUCCUCUUGCAGGUUUGAAAUCAGCAAAUUGUUUACUCAGCUACAUAACAUAGGCCUUUUCUCCGUCAUGAGACAGUUACCUAGGUGCCGAGCAGUGGGAGAGGAUAAAGAACUAAACGCGUGUAGAGAAGGGGUCCCAUAUCCUUUUAAAAGUAUUUUUUCAAAUUUUCUGGAAGUGACUUUUGAUUCUCAUUUUAAAAGGAAUCAUAAUGGGUUUACACUUGAAAUGCUUUGUUCCUAGAGGAGGCAGGGUCAUGUUCACUGAUGUUCUAAAAUCAAAGGAAUAUUAGCAGAUAAUAGUCCCAGCAUCAUCUGCUAGUCUAAUGACUGUAGAUAUAACAUUUUUAAUUUUUUUAAAUCUGUAAUUUUGUGCCAAACUGGAUGUGAUUAAGACUAAAGUUCAAUGCCAGCAACCACUUCUGAACUAAACUCAGAGUCCCCCAGUUAGUUAUCUAAGUACGGAAUUCAUCGCAAAACAAACAAAAAAGCAGAGCUUUAGGUGAACAGUCUGCAGCAAGGAAAAAUGCUGCUCCUGCCUUUAUAGCUCCUGUUUUAUACUACCUCCUUUUAAAGUUAUUCUAGUGUUAUUUUUUUUCCUGUACUCAGGGAACGUUUUGUUACUUUUGAGCUGCCUCAUGGAAGCAUAGGCAGAUUGACAGGGUAUAGCGCUUUGUGGUUGGUAAGUAGAAGUAUAUAGGGCCAACUUUUAUCAGUAUCUAAAAUUAAGUACAGUGAGAUCAUUUUAUUUUUAAGCUUUCAUUAAAAGGCAAACAAAAUCUAAAGCUGAAACAUCAUCCAUCAUGGUUAUGGAAGAUGUGUCUAGGACUACAUGAAUUCGAGUGGUUUUAAAUGGCUAAAAAGACGAGCUAAAGUCCUUGAGGAAAGUAUUUUGUUUGUUUGGUUUUUGAUGAAUAGGCUUAUAGUUACAAUAGAACUUUAGGCUAUAACUAUUUGAUAAUUAUUUAACAGUACAUUUUUUACCUUUUCAUUUUGUUCUUAUACGGACUUUUUCAUAAUAAUUCUGUUACCAAAGAAUUUUCAGUAGAAAAUAAAAUUUUGAUUAUAAUUCCCCCCAAAUUGAAUUAACUAGAAGCAUUUAUAGAUAUGAAACUUACACAAGUAGUUACUAACCCAAAACAAUAGGGUUUAUAUUGAUUGUUGUAGUUAAAUAGAUUAGUAAUGUUAACUACCUUAUUGUUACCAGAGCAUUUAAAAUAAGUUGUAAUACUUUCUUUACCAGCAGAUCGUUCCAAAGAAUUUCAGGUAUAGUUUUUUCUUCAGCAAGUAAAUCUUCAACUAUACAGUAUUAAAGUAUUUUUAUAUUGUUGAAACUACUUGUUGGAGAGAAAAUUUUUUUUUUUUACCAAAAAUAAAUACUUUGGUCUCAUUGAAUAAGAUAUUUAGUAAUACAGCAAAGACUUCUUUUUACUUGACCAAAUCAAGCUUCUUUGAAGUCUUAAGUAUGAAAUUGUAAUUAAAAUGUGAAGAUUUUCACUCAUUUUUCAUAGUGGUAUUACUUCAUGGUAUUGUACUUCAAAGGGGCUAAUAUGCAAAUGGUAACUAUUUUCUUUUCCAAAGAUGUAUUUGCUGUAAGUACUGAUACCUGCAUGUCAUUUUUAUGCCAAAUAUUACAAGAUACUGCUCAUCAGUAUUUUCAUACCAAAGACCAUUAAGAUGUAUAGGUUAGCCUGUAAGUAAGUAAAGAUGAGCAGAUUUGAAAUAAAUUUAUUUAGAGGCCGAUAGAGAAUCUAGCUUUAGUAGCAAAAAAUAUCAAAGGGCUAAGUUUACAUAAUUAAAAGCAAUACAAUUAUAUUGGUAUUUAUCAGUGUUUUUAUUCAAGUACUUUUUAUCAGCAAAUUAAAAAGAAAAAAACCAAAGAUAUUUAAGGUUACCUCCGCAUAUAGGCAAAUAUAGUUGUACAUUAAACUGUUGUUUCUUGUUUUUAUGUUAAACCAAACAUGUCUCUUCGGAACACAGUCUGUAUACAAAUAACAUGCAUGAGGACUUUCCAUUUAAUCUGUGAUUCAGCCACAUGAUGUUUUUGCCAAAUGAUGUGAUACUUUCCAAAGCACCUUGAGUGUGAAAUGUCAACAGAAAUAUCAGCAAGCUUUUAUGUUGCAGAGUAUUAUGGUACCUCUGAAUUAGCCUGUAUAGUUCUCUUCCUGCUUUAAGCAUUACCUGGUUAGCUCAGACGGCUUGAGGCAGUCCCUUAAUAAUAGGGAUGCUUUUCAUCUCUAAGGAUGUAAGAGGCAAACAAAUCAUGUCAUUCUUUAAGUGGGCUAUGCUUUGAUAGAUGUGCUCUUUAAAGGUGUGAGAUUGGAAUUUAGAGUUGUUAAAUUGAAAUGUUUGCAUUGCACCAAAGGAGCUCAGUUUUCAAACUUUAAUGGAACCUUGGGUAAAGGGAAAAAAUUUUUAAUGAAAUCUGGGGUUUUAUAUUUUGAUUAGCCUAAAAGUAAAAAUACAGCUUUAUCCAUUAAGUGACUUUUAAAAAUCAGUUUUGCCAUACCAAAGAAAUUAGAUUCUUAGUGUCACAUGCUAUACUUUUGUCUGUGCUUGAAACGAGCAAUGCCAACAUUGGGAACAAUGACAGAGGUUUGCAUCAGUUUGUCUUGGCUUUGUUAAGGACUUCUGCCAGAAAUGUGCUCGUGGUUGACAACCCAGGAUCAUUGUUCAAGUUCUUAUGCAGACACCUUUGAAAACAAUUCAGAUCGUGUCACAAGAAUUUGGAAUUGAAAAUAUCAUUUAUUUUUUAAUGCAAGAAUACCCAGAUGUGGUUUCACUUCAGCAGUAGCUAUAGUGGUUCACUUAUAUACAUUUCUGUUUCACUGAAUGUAAAUUUUGAAUACUGAAUGUAAAAAAAAAACUCCAGUUAUAUUGAAACAGUCACUAAGACUGCACAUGUGUUUUGCAGACUUUCUUCCUGACCAUUUGCCACAUGGGUCUCUGAUAAGAUUCUGUUGGUUUAAUAGUCAAAAUAAUCUUUGCAGUUUGUGAGCACUGAGUAGCAGGUUCUGGAGACUACCAUAUACAACCAGUUGUCUAAUUGUGAUUUUUUUAUUGAUGUUUAGAAGAAUGUAACCGUAGAGUUCUGUGUUAAGUUGAUUUAUGCUCAGGACAUAAGAUCACAGGCUAAUGCAAUGUGUAUGUUUCAGGCUUUAAUCUUCUCAAUUUCCCUUUUUAAGCCGUUGAUGGUGUUUAAGAUUAACAUGACAGUCUUGUAUUUUUACCAGAUACUGUAUUAUUUUUCCUAUUGCUGCUGUAACACAUUACCAUGAAGGUGGUGGCUUAAAAUAACACAAAUUUUUCUUAAGUUCUGCAGAUCAGAAGUCUAACACAGGUCUCCCUGGGACAAAAUCAAGGCGCUUGCAGGGCUGUUUCUUUUUGAGGCUUUAGGGAAAAAUCUAUUUCCUUUUCUAGUUUUUUAAGGCUGGGAACCCCUCCUUCCAUCUUCAAAGCCAGCCAUGUAGCAUCUCUCUGAAGCUCCUUCCGUUAUCAUUUCUCUUUGUCCAACCCCAGCUGAUACAGGUUAUCUAGGUUUAAGGAUUCCAGUGAUCACAUUGAGCCCACCUAAAUAAUCCAGGAUAAUCUCCCCAACUGAAGUUCCUCAACUUAAUCACAUCUACAGAGUUCCUUUUGCUAUGUUUGGUAACAUAUUCACUGGUUCCAGGGAUUUGGGCAUGGACUUCUGUAGGUGGCCAGUAUUUUGCCCACAACAGGUACAUUCUUUCUGUGGAAUUCUGAUCCCUGUAAAAUGUCUGUAGCAUUAAAGAGAUUGGAAAUCUGAGGUCAUGUGCCCCUUGGGGAUCUUUAAAGAUUAAAAGCAUGAAAACUUUGACUUGUAGCCUACCAAAAUUAUACACUAAACUUUCUCUCCAAAAUACUUGUGAAACAAUUUAUCUUUAAAGUUUCUGAAUAUGUGCUUCAUAAAAUAACAUCUCAUGUUUAUCAGCAAGUGUCCUAAAUAUUUGCGUCUAACUUUAUGGAAUUUAUUCAGAAAAAGAAUUGAAAACUCUUCUUAUAGUUACCCUUUCUCCUUUUCUCUUCAGUGGUUAUGUUGCUGGGGAAGAGUUGGGGGAAGACCUCAAAACACAGGAACUCAGAGUGAUGAACAGGACCAUGCUCAAGUUUAUUCUUUGUUUUCUUUUAAUGACAUAUUCACAACAUUCACAACUUUCUGCCUUUAAAUCUGGUUCCUCUCUUCAGCUUCACCAAGCCACUGAAUGCUUUUCAGUUUUAUUAACCCUCACAUUCCCCAUCCUUCUCAGCAAGAGCCUCUCCUUAUGCCAUCAGCAUGUAUAUACAUUUCCUAGGAAAUUUGAUCUUUCUUGUCAUUCUUUUUUGGUUCCAAUCGGCCUUUUCCUGGUUCUCAAAGCUCUAGUUUCUUCUAAUUUCUGGAUCAUCGCAAGUCUGGCCCUCUUUGAACUUUAAAACAUAAUGUCUAAUUCCACCCCAAUUUUCAGCAUUUCUUCAACUAAAUCGAUAAAGCUGUCUCCAUUAUGAGAAAGGCCAGAAUAAUACUCCGAGUAAGCAUAAGAAAGCUGGUCAUUUUACAACUUCUCCCGACUCUAGGAAGUAAUAUGAUGCCAUUUGUUGAGCAUCUACAGUGUGCCAAGCACAUGGUUCAUCUCUGCAAACUGCUGCUACAUUCUGUAAAGCAAGUAUUAUCCGCAUUUUAGGGAUUAGGAACAGCUUCCUGAUCUCUUGCCAAAAGUCACAGCUAGUGAGUGGUUUAGGCAAGAUACAAACCCUAGUUAGUUAAUCCUUACUCAGAAGUGUAUAGGACUAUGAUACAUUGUCUCAGCUUAAAAAAAAAAAAAAAAAAAAAAGGUAUUUAAUCACCCAGGGUCAUAGUGCCUUCCAUAGUGUGACCAGAUACAACUGUUUUUUCCUUGUAUCCACAAAAGCCAGGUUGUGUCAGAACAACCUUUCUACAGAGUAAUAACCAAUCGAAAAAGAGAAGACUACCUUAUUUAAAUCCACUUAUUCACAGGAGGGAUUAAGGCGGCUGUAACUCAUCCCUUAUCAUCUCCUAAUUUCUCUCCUCCAAAACCUUCCAUUUAUCUCAGCUAAAAUUGUGUCUGAAGGCUGUUUGUACUUAGAGUUACAUUACAAAUAAGGUAGGCAUGGUUUCUAGAGUCCUUUUCUAGUCAAGCAUUUCCUUAUUCGACAAUGUCUUCAGAAUUGCAUUUUAUCUUUUGUAAUUUUCUGUAGCUCCCAUAUUCCAAACAGGAAUUCAUUGACUUGAAAAAGUCAGGUGUGUAAACAGUAAUCCUUUCUUGUUAGGUCUGAAGAGUUCAUGAUUUUUUAUGAAUAUAAACUAAUUUAUUAUUUGCAUUAAUGUAGGAGACAGCAAAGUUAACGGAGAGUCAUAAAACAGAACAAGUAUAAGUUAGGCUUUGGAGCACCUAAGUUCUAAUCUUGACAAUUUUGAGAAUCGUUUGGUACAAAAAUUCUUAAACUGUUUCUGUGCCUUCUCCAUCCAUGAAAUGAGGAUAAUUUUUUUGUGCAAAAUGAAACAAUAGUACUUUGAAAACUUAAGAGAAAAUUCAAGUGUAAAUAAUCAUAAUCUGAAACUCAUUUGUAUGAGGCUGUGAAAGAUUUUACAGACUCUUUCUUUUCAAGUCAGCCUUUGCAAUUAUAUUUUGCCUUUGUUGAAAUGAAAAAUGUUUGCAUCUCCCGUACGCAUACACAAAACCAAUAGAAGAAAGUGGUUGGUAAAAGAUAUAGCUGAAAUGGAAACACUCAUAUGUUAGGUGGAUAAAAUCAUAAGAGAAAAUGGGAAUUGACUGUACUUUCAAAGUACUAAAUUUGAAGUCAUCUUACUCCAAUUUAAGUCAUAUAUAUAUAUAUAUAUAUAUAUAUAUAUAUAUAUAUAUAUAUAUAUAUAUUGGCUUUUAAAGAGUUAAAGAGAGAAUCAGAUCUGUCCAGCAGGAUAGAUGGGUGAGGAGAAAAGUACAUAUUUAGGAUUUUUCUCUAAAAGAUCUUUUUCAAGAUUAUGGAGUAUUUUAAUAUUUCUGCAAACUAUUCCAAAUGAAUGCAUUUUAUAUAGGGCAACACAUACUGGCACCUGAUUCUGGUUUAUUCGAGUUCAUAUGUAGGGUUUGUUGGGAAGAAUUAUAUGAUUGGCUUCUUUUUUUAGAGGAAAUAUUUUCCCUUUUUUCUUAUCCAUAUACUAUUCUGAACAGCUUUGCAGAUUUCCUUAAGUUCAUAGCUUGUAAGUAGUUCAUGGUAUAUAGACAUAGUCUUGACUUACAACUGAAAAAAAAUUUAUGUUACAGAAGUUUAUUUUUUCUAUGGAACUGUCUUUAAAAACAAAAAUAUUACAAAUCUUGACCUUGAAAUAUUCUGUUUCCUGUUAUCACAUUCUGGAUAUCUAUUUUGUUUGCAAAUGAAAAUUAUUACUGAUGAUUAGCAACUUGAGCCUGUUAAUAGGAAAUUGCAAAGCCUGAAUACACACACAUUGCCUUAGCCUAUCAGUAGAGUAGAGGACAUAUGUUAAGAAAAUGUGUCUGCUUGUUGCUGUUGUUGGACAAAAUUUUAUGUCUGUGUGUAUGAUUUUUUUUUUUCUAUUUUCUUCAAAGAUGUGAAUUAAAUGAAAGUGUGGGAGCCAGUUAAAUUAUUUUGUAUUAUGGGUGUUCUGGAUCCUUUCACUCCGUAUACCAUUUUCUUGUAAGGGCAGCAUUUGUAGACUUGCUAAUGGACUGUAGAGCUGAGCUAUAUUAAUUUUAUACUUGACUCAGGGGAUCAGUUCUGUGAAUGCCAUUGCACGAAGAAAGCAAAUGUUUGCCUUGAUUUUGAAUGUAUCUUUUUAAUGUCUUCUUAAAACAUAUUUGUUUAAUAAUGUAGAUUUGUUUUUUUUUUUCUAGUAUCAUAGUAAAUAUUGCUUAGUACUUGCCCCCACCCCACUGGGUAGUUUAUAUACUACCCUAUAGGUCAUGCCAAAAAUGAAUAAAAGUUUAAAUGCCAAAAUGUUUAUGAAACUGCUGUCUAAAUACUGAUUGAUUGCACAAUUUAAAUAAAAGCUUUCCUUAGUUAAAAAAGA
Molecule: messenger RNA, 12142 nt
Organism: Homo sapiens (human)
Lineage: Eukaryota; Metazoa; Chordata; Mammalia; Primates; Hominidae
Gene: PRTG
Product: protogenin
Exons: 20
Coding region: 222-3674 (1150 amino acids)
Biological process (GO): negative regulation of neurogenesis
Cellular component (GO): plasma membrane; membrane
Molecular function (GO): signaling receptor activity; identical protein binding
Source: RefSeq, marked reviewed